Aspergillus vadensis CBS 113365 is the source of this 2592-nucleotide messenger RNA. RefSeq names its product putative MFS transporter. Gene Ontology annotation, biological process: transmembrane transport. Gene Ontology annotation, molecular function: transmembrane transporter activity. The coding region runs from base 1 to 2592 and encodes 863 amino acids. NCBI's taxonomy places the organism in Eukaryota, Fungi, Ascomycota, Eurotiomycetes, Eurotiales, Aspergillaceae. The record is from RefSeq and is a predicted model, not a curated record. The transcript is spliced from 9 exons.
AUGGCGACCGACAAGAAAGUCACCGAGGUUACAACUGCAGAGCCUACCUCUUCGGACUCGUUUCAUUCAACAGACAACACAGUAAUGGACAAUGCAAAUGGAAAACGGCCGCCACCGUUGCUCGCUAAGCUGAUCGCCGUAUUUGUCAUUUCCUGCAUUAGUUUCGGGUCUCACUGGAGCAGCGGCGUUGUAGGAGCGAUGAAGAGUACUCUGAAAAAGCAAAUGCACAUCACGAAUACCCAAUUCUCGUUACUUGAAGCCAGUGAGAACUUUAUGGCUACCGUCCUUCUUCUACCGGGUGGUAUUGUGACCGACAGAGUAGGAGGUGCUCGCAUGAUUGUUUAUGGCAAUAUCGUGUAUACCAUUGGUUCCAUACUAGUGGCCGCUGCAACCACAGUUCGAUCCUUCAAGUUCAUGGUCGGCGGAAGGAUCAUCCUCUCCCUGGGUGACAUUGCUACCCAAACGGCACAGUACAAGAUGUUCUCGUCGUGGUUUCCUCCAAGCAAUGGAUUCGCCUCGACCCUUGGUUUUGAACUGGCAAUUGGCAAAAUUGGAGGGUUUGUAGGGAAGUCAACAGCAAACAUCAUCGCUAAGAAUACCGGUAAUUUCGCUUGGGUCUUUUGGACAUCCGUCUUCAUGAACCUUUUCACGAACGCAGCAACUUGCUUCUUCUGGCUGUUCAACCGUUAUUGCGAGAAACACUUCCGUGGUCGCGAAGACAAGGCAACCCAGGAAACUCUGACCGAAAAGAACAAGAAGUUCGAACUCCGCAAGAUGUUCCAAUUGCCGUGGAUGUUCUGGGCUAUUCUCGCCUUCUCAAUGUUCCAGACUAGCACAGCUAGUGUCUUCAGCUCGAACGCCACAGAGUUAGCUGAGAAGAGAUUCAAUGUCGAUGCAAUCACGGCGGGGUGGUACAGCUCUUUAGCCCAAUAUGCAGGUUUCUUCCUUGUACCCUGCUUGGGAGUUUUUAUUGACAUCCUAGGCCAUCGUGCCUCUGUUCUAUGCGUGUGCGGUUUGGGGAUCUUUGUCGCCAUGGUAUUGGUGAACUUCGCCGAGUCCAAACAAGGCACAGCCGCGGCAUUCGGUAUGUACGCGGUUGCGGUUUCACUGGGUCCAACAUCUAUCAUCGACGGCAUCCGUACCACUCUUUGGCAUCAGUCGGUCUUUGGCUCUGCGUACGCACUAAAGGUUACCAUGAACAACGCGAUGACGAUCAUCAUCGGCAUCAUUACAGGUGCACUUCAAGAUGCGGAUAAUGAUUCCUACCGUCGAUCCGUGCGGGUCUACCUCUUUCUGGCCAUCUGUUGCGCGAUUGUUUCGAUCGUCCUCCUGAUCGGUUCCAUUAUCGGUCGGGAUCUUGCUCCUCUGCAAUGGACCCGCAAGCGACGCAUGGCCUCCGGGGCUGAGUACAUCGGCAAGCUUCGGGAACAUCAUUUGGUGACACACUACCAGCACUUACCUGACAAGAUCGCCGGGGACACCUUGGUGCCAAUGCGUCUUCCGCCUGAAAUCAUUCAACUCAUUAUUGAGUCUAUCAUCCCUCCAGAUCCGCCGGUGGCGUAUCCCGACUUUUCAGGAGAAAUCGAUACCUUGGUCAACUUGACAUUGGUCUCGCGAUUUACUUGCCAGAUCGCAAGACGACUUCUCAUUAAUCACUGUCUUCUGAUUGACGAUGAUUUGUUAUUGGGGCAUCUGCUCGAAUGUGAGCCACCAGAACUUGUCAACCGAAGGCCAAAUGAUACGGGGGCACAAGUACAGAAAAGUACUGCAGCUGGCCUUGUACUGGUUUUGGAGGAGCCCGAUAGGCCCUCGGUUGCGCGAGAUAUUGAAACGCUCUCGUUUUACCUUUGUCACCGCUUGACCAGGCUGGUGAUUGAUCUACCCCUGCGCUUCUAUAACCCGUCAAUCCCCGAGUUGGAGGUGCGCCCCAUGCUACGCGAAGCGUUCAAGCGCUUGACACUACUAGAGGAAUUCUGUUCAGCUGCAGACGACCUUUGCCUUGAUACGCAAAAGCUACCCUACAUUUGGGAGACCCCUUCCGACCAGCUGGAGGAGGCGGAUUAUGAACCAGCGGUGUGGUCACUAUGGCCUCGUCUGCGCCGUCUUGCCCUGUGCGAAGUUGAUGUCACAUCCAUGCAAUUCAUUGGGGGGCUCCGCCGAUGUUCAAAUUUGACACACCUGGUCCUUGUUGCACCUUCUGGCUUGGAUCGCGAUGUUCGGUCUGGCUGGCAGUCAACUGACUUCUUGCCCUCACUUGAACGGCUCCUCAUUGCAGAUUCAGCGGAUGAGUUUGAGAUGGUUAAUGGCAAGGACCAUCUCGGGGAUGACAAAGGCUUUGUACGGCAACUUUUUCACUGCUACAAAUCACGAGAGUCGGGAAAGCAGAGAUACUAUUCCAAAGACGAGGAAAGUGUUGAGUUCGACUCGCUCGUCAAGAAAAUAGCUUUUCCCGUGCCAAACUAUCGUAAGGGAGAUGACGAUAUCAUCUGCCACGGAUGGCUACUCGAUGCCAGUAUAGACGGAACUAUCUGGACUGAACCAUAUGGUAUCGGUAGUCGAUAUAUGUUAGCAAGAAAUACAUAUACCACGUGA